This is a messenger RNA of Lymnaea stagnalis (great pond snail), 7098 nucleotides long. The record is from the annotation of a GenBank genome assembly. NCBI's taxonomy places the organism in Eukaryota, Metazoa, Mollusca, Gastropoda, Lymnaeidae.
AAACUGGCUGCAUCUUGUUUGUUAAGUGAACUCAAAGAAGCGAAACUGGUUGGGAGGCAUUAACCUAUAUUUCGUGUCUUUCAUUUUUUUAAAUUUUAUUUUAACAGUCUGUGUAAGAGAUUUAAAGAAAAUGACUCGUAAGUUUGCCUAUGGAUAUAUAUAUCUAUAUAUAUAUAUAUAUAUAUUAAUUUCGUAUUUUAAAUGUUAAUUAUUGGUCUAAGUAUUUUACUGCUUUAUAGAACUAAUUGGGAGUCAUUAAUAUAUAUUUCGUGUCUUUCAUUUUUUUAAAUUUUAUUUUAACAGUCUGUGUAAGAGAUAUAAAGAAAAUGACUCGUAAGUUUGCCUAUGUAUAUAUAUAUAUAUAUAUAUAUAUAUAUAUAUAUUAAUUUCGUAUUUUAAAUGUUAAUUAUUGGCCUAAGUAUUUUACUGCUUUAUAGAACUAGAACUAACCAAUAAUAAUAAUAUACUACUAAAAGUCAGUUAAGUCAGUCGUCACCCAGUGUCACUACUAAUCACUGCUACUACUACUUCUAACUGACUGACUUUACUUUAACUAUGCAUAGGCUUAAACUUAGAUUAAGUCCUAAGUAAGGUUAGGCGCUUUGGCUGUCCCCUUUAUUUAUAUUUAUUAAUUUAAUUUAAUAAUAAUUAGUAAUUAGGCAAAAAAAAUGAUACUCGAGACUUAAAGACACUUAAUAAUAAGUAAGCUUAGGCUUAAGACUUAACUUACUUAAGCCCUUAACUUUAACUUAAUUAUAACUUAAUGAAGGCUUUUAAGUGAUGUUUAAGUUUCUUUAAGUAAAACAAAAACUUGGUCAUAUCAGCAUAUGGCUUAUGUUAGUUUUUAUUUUUCCAUACAACUUUAACGACAAUGAUCAUUAGCUGGAGCAAUUUAACACUGAAUCAGUGAUUAAUAUAUUUGCAGAGGAGUAUGGCCAUACAGGCUUUUGUACAGAUUUUCACUAGUACUAGGUUUAGAAAAAAAAUAAUUUUGCACUAGACACAAGUUCAAAACUGGUGAUGCAAUUUAAUACAAAUUGCAAACGGAGCUUAAAUUUAGUUAAAUCCUAUUUGUCUGUUAAAAAAAAACAAGUUGAGGAUCAGUAUGCUGUCUAAAUAUACGAAAAAGGGGAAAAUAAAUUUAUUCAGCUGUUUGGCACCAUAUCUCCAUAUGGUAUUAAUCAAAUAACAUCCUUCUGAUGUUUCUCUGUUUCCCUAUAUUUCAUCUAUUUUAUUAUUGCUGUGUGUUGAUCUAUCCCUGGAUAUUCUGGUCCAUUAUUAUUGUGGGCUUCAUUUUUCACAGUCUCAAUAUUUAUAUUCUCUCGCUUCCUGUGUUCCCACUUCCGGCGACACGAAUGGAUACUUCUUGAGUUGUCUACUGUGCUCUAUUCUUUGUAAUAUUUUUAUUUCUACUGUUGGCUGAGGAAGGCUUUAUGCCGAAACAUCCUUGUUUUUUGUCCUGUUAUCUUAUUCAAGCUUCACACAUACCUCGUUUUGCUAUUUUAUUAAUCUAAAUUCAGAAACGGCACAGUGUCAUUGAUAUCAUUCGUUAACACUAAGAAAGCGUAGUAUUGCUGUAGUGUAGUAGUAAAAUCUGUGUGAUUCUAAACAAAAAUUGCAGUGUUGUGUUUAAUUUCAAUUUAAUUUAUAUUAAAUAAUAGCAUUAGUCAUUAUUCCUAUUUAUAUCAUAAUGGCAUGGCUUAAUCCCUCUGGUACAGUGAAAAAUAUGAAGGUAACCUCAACAACUUUAUUUUGACGGACAAACUUUAUUUUACUUUGUUAGUUUAAAUACAGGAAUCUGUAUUACUACAGCUAGCAUAAUUAACAGAAUAAUUAUGUCAAAUUAUAUCUAAAUUGCUAUUAAGUUCAUCAUCUGUCCAUUUAUUAGUAUAAUUGCUAUUGACCAAUGUGACAAAACUAAAAACUUGACAAAUAACUUUUUAAAUCAUGCAUUCAAAACAUCAAUGAAAAAGGUGUAAAUUUUACUUUUUUCGACUUCAUUUCUAUUGUUCAGAUUUUCAUGCUGCUACUAUAGAGUUUUUUGGGACUAUUUUUACAGUUUUUUAAAGGGCAGGAUAGCAUGUGUGGACUACAUAUUGGACUUAAUGUCAUAAAUUUAUAUACUUAACCAAAGAUAGUGUCAAACUCCUGAUAUUUUAUUAGUACCAUAUUAACAAUUUGACAUUAAAAUAUGAGUUCUUACAAAUUUUGUAGAUUAAACAUAUUUUCUGUAAAUAUUAUUUUAUAGAGUUGGCAAAGCUGGCUUAAAGACUCAACCUGCAAAUGAACAAACUCAAUAUAUGAGUGAAGUCAAUGUUAUUGUUAUUGGACAUUUUUAAAAAAUGUACAGUAAUUUACAGAAUGCUUGGACAAGUGGGCAGUUUUCCCACUAUUGUUGGUGUUACUUAUUUGCAGUAAACUCAUGUGCAACCCCCUUUAGGUACUUCCCCAUGGACCUUCUCAGAGUCUGCUUUCUCUAGUGACACACAGCUUUGGUGGCAUCCUGAUCAGGUGACACCCUGCUCUUGUAUUUAUCUAUGAUCGUUUAUGAAACAGUGUAGAGGGAAAUAUCUUAUUUUUUUUUUUUUCCCCAUCAGGAUGACACCCCAUAUUGACAAGAGGGUUUGCUAUUGUUGGUGCUUUUACAUUAAAAAAAAAUAUAGUUCAUUUCAUUAUCUUUCGGAAAAUCUGAUGUUUUUUUCAUAAUGGUCAUUUGAAGAUGAGUUCUAAUAAACAUUUGAAGUUGAAACCUUAAGAAACUGAUUUAAAUUUGUUUUUUCCUCAAAGUAAUAUCCUCAACAGGCUUACAAAUAUUAUUUUGAAAUCUAUCCCUGAUUUAUUAUAACCAAGUAUUAUGUAAAGCAAUGAAUAAAAAAUGAUUACCAUAAGGGACAAAACUAAUUAAUGUUGAAUUAAGUAACUGAUGGGAUUUUAAACACUAUAAGGUAGAACUUAGAAAAUGUAUGUAUAUUUUUCGGCAUACAUUAAAAAAUGCAAUGAAGUAGCAUAACAGAAGCAAACACAGUAAGCAUUCAUGUUGAAUUGUCAAUAGAUUUUUUAAAAAGUUACUCCAAUUUACAUUCAACUUCAAAAAUAGCAUUGCAAGAGAUUAUUCAUAUAGUGGAGCAAACAUUAUUUUUAAUUCCAAAAUUAAAAUCAACUAAUAUCAUAUAAAUAUAUUUAAUAUAAAACGAAUGCAACUUUGAAAAAAAUGUUAUAUUUUAUUAAAUUAAAUUUUUUUUUAAUUAGACAUAGUUAUAUUUAAAAAAAUUAAUUAACUGAUUUAUUGUUUAUAAUAGGGUUGUACCUAUUAUCAAAUUAUAGUUAAUUGGCAAUUUUGCAGAUAAAUCGCCAAUCUGCUUUUUUUUUUGUGACCAAUAGGCUUCCUGGCUUACACUUACAAAUAAAUCCCCUAGAAGCUAGAUCAUUUUAAUAGAAUAUUGAAAGCUUAUUAUUGGAUUUUUGUGAACUUUUUAUCAAAUUAGGUGUGUACACGAAUUUUAACUUCCCUCCCUCCUCUUGCUGCAUGCAGGCAUGUAGAGUGGCAUGGAAAAGAUGCAUAUAUUUAUAUCCUUUAUGAACAACCCCUACAGCAACCUAAAGUUGAAUUUAAUCCUUAAUGUAUAUAUUUAAAAAAUGUUCUAUCUUAAUGAUUUGCUCUUGUUCCAGGUGGGAAUCAGCGUGAAAAGGCUAGAGAGAAAGCCAUGAAAAAGCAAAAAGAAUUGGAAAAGAAAAAGCAUUCUAGUUUGAAAGAUGGAAACAAAGGCAUGUCCCUUGAAGAACGGCGGCAACGGUACAAUAAAAUAAAAAAUAUGCCUUUUUAAAUUUUUUUAUUAAAGAUGUUUUCAGUUAGCAUUAAAUUUUUUACAAAAUCUGAUAAGGGGUCAUACAUAUAUAUGUACACACUGAGUGGGGUUGUGGUUUUGGAGAUUUUUCAUAUGUAUACAUAUUUUUCCACGUCAGAAUGUAAUUACAUUUAUUAAUAAAUUCUGCAAUUCAGAAGUCCCUUAUAUAAAUAACCUAUUUUAAAUUUAUAGGUCUAUUUCAAAUAUAGCCAACUGUUGCCUACAAUCUGUGAAAUCCAUGGUUUCUAAUUAUUUUCAAAGGUUAACACAAAUCACCACAAUGUUUUGUAUUUAUCUUCAUUCUGUUGCUUUGUGUUUUCAGAAAUAAGACACUAGAUAUCACAAAUGUAAUAACUAAUAUUUAGCUUAGUGAAAACUAUCGUCCAUCGAACAUGGUUAAGUGUGUGAUGUAAUUUCUGACAUAAUCAUUUGCUUGGCUGAACCCAACCAUUGCGGUAGCAAAACAAAAGGGGGUGGCCCCCCAAGCCCCCAUUCAAAGAACUAAAAAAGAGGUCCCCAUGCUGCCAUUAAGUUAAAAAGAUUAAAUAACAAUUUUUCUGAAUUCAGUCAACAUUGUACGAUAAAACUUAAAAUAAUGAAAAAUAAAUUUGUAUCCCCCCCCUCCCCCCGUUUUGAAACUUAUUAAGUCAUUCCUAUUAGAGAGAGUAAGUGUCCCACCAUAAUCUUCAAAUUAGGGUUCUGUUCAAAUAUAAACUUUGUUGGCCUUUAUUUUUAAUUUUUUGUGUGGUUAUAUAUCCCCAAUCUGUACGAAUUUACUGGCGUGCUCCCUCUGAAGUUACAUCUUAAACUUAAUGAGAACUAAUAAGUCCCCGAUUUGGCUAAGAGAACUCACUGAAUGGCUGUUUGAAAUAAUUUAUUAUAAAUGUCUUGUGUUCAAAUAGUUUUAUUUAUGUGCUGAAAAUGUAUAAUGCAAUCAAAAAACAUUUCCAUUUAUUUGGAUCAAUAAAAGAAUCUUAUCUUAUAUAAUUAAAAAAAUAAAUAAAAACAGUAUAAAAAACUAAAUAGGUAAAAGGUACCUAGUAAUAUUAGUUUUUAUGACUGUUUUUUUAAAUGUUCUUAUAUAUUUUUCAUUUACAACCAAUAGAAUUUAAUUAAAGAUAUUGAGAAAAAUCUAUUUUCAAAAUAGUUACACCUUUUCAGUCCUUUUCCUGUGCAAAGGAUUUGUAUUAGGUCAUAUAAAACAAUUUAAACAUUCAAAUGUUUGUGUAUGUAGCUUUUUACUUUUUUAAAAAUUGAUUUUACUUUUGUCCAUCUGCUUGUGCUCCCUCGAUCAUGCUGUAGUAGCAUUUCUUUUAUGAUUUAAAAAUAUACUUUUGUUUUGUAAGCUUUUCACCAAGACUUUGGAUUAUCAUAGCCUAAAUUUCAAACUAACUUUUGUAAGCAUUUUCCCCUAUAAUCAUGUUCAUAUUAAUUUUCCAUUUUGUAUUUUAAAUACUGUUUAAUUAUAACCAAAUCAGUGCAAGAUAGAUCUGUGAACUACCAAUCUGCUUAUUGCAAUAUCUACCAAGUCCAGCUGUUAUAAUAAAGCUGUUAUAAUAAAGCUAAAGAAAUGUAAACAUUCUUUAAGAAAGUCAAAUAACUGAUGCAGCUGAUUGGGGCUAUAUGGCCAAUCAAUGUAAGAAUUAUUUGCACACACUCCUGGUGUGAAUAAAUCUGGUUGGGCUUUAUGUAAUUAAUGCACCUUUAAUAUCUAUAUCUCACUAGUGUUUAGAAAAUUAAAGUCAUUUUAAAAUUACAAAAGUUGAAGCUCCUUAUUCUUUAAACCCCUUAUUAUCAAGAUUUUUCAAAGGUUUUAAUUUCAUCCCUCAGUUUAUCCAAAUAUCUCCCGUUUGUCUUUGCUAUUUUCUAAUGUUAUGUACUGUAUAAUUUUUUUAUCUAGAGAUUUGCUUUUGAUUAGAAUAGAUCAAAAUCAUUUUACAUUAAUCAGCAAGUGUGAUUUAUUGUUUCAGUGAUGCAGAAAUAAUGCGACAGAAGCAAGAUAAGAAACUUUCUGAUGCUGGGUCUAGUGCAAGUGGAGAUGCUGGUUCUAGUGCAGGUGAAGGGGCUACAGGUGGUGCAUCAAAAUAGCUGGAGCUGGAACUCAUGGCUGAUAGUUAAAUUUCACAAUCUGCAUUACAAAGUGUAUCGCCAACCAGUUUCUCAAUUUCUAAUGUAAUGUGUUUGGAGGAUUAGUGAAAAAAAACAACACUCUUUAUCUAUCAGGGACAAAAUAUGUUAUUAGUUUUCAGAUUUGUAAUGUCCUUGUUCAUUCUGGUCCUGUUUUUAAACAAAAAGCCAUUCUGUGUAUAUAUGUAUAUGUUCAUUAACAACAUGUUCCUUUUGGGAAACUACAUUUCAAUUUCAUCCUAAAUAAUCAUGUAAUUUAUGUGAAGGUCUAAGUUUAUGUAACAGUAAAGAACUAUAUAAUGGAACUUUAAACAUUUUCUAACUAGCAGCAUGAUCCUUAAAUUCUUCUUUAGCAACUAACCAAUUUCUUGGAUUUUUUUAAACUUUCUUUAGAAAUGAAAGACUUGAUUUAAGAACUGUGAAAUUUUUAAGUCCUGGUACAUGUAUUUUAUAUAAAUUUCUCACUUGUACAAGUCCAGCACUUUAAAAAAUCAAUAGUUCUUUCAGUUAUUGUUUGAGAAACUGAAGCAAAAUUGUUUCAUUUUGAAUAUGUUAUCAAAUUGUCAGCAUUUCAGCUUUUAUUGAAGAGAUCUUUUAAAACUACUUUUCACUCAUAGUAGGCAUUUCUCCAUGUGCUAAGGGAAACUUGACAUAAACUUGUACAAACACAUCUUGUAUUAUACAAUAAUAGAGAAUGAUCAUUAGAGGGACUGCUGUCUUCAUUUCUUUUCCUGCUAAGACAGUAUUUAACUCUUACUUAAUCACAUGCAUGUCUAAUUAUUAAAAACUAUUAAAAUAAUUUUGUUUUGAGUUGUUUUUAACAAGUUGUCUAAAAAUUAAGUGAAUUGUAGUGAUUAUCUCCUUGUAAAAAAUUUGCUUUGUCUCUAUACUGACAUUGUAUUGUGUACCUGUACUGUACUGACUUUUCCCCCCAUUUUUUAAAUUUGAUCACAUAUUGGUUUUGAGACAUUUCAAAAUAAUACAUUUAUAAAAUGGAAGAUCAACAUCAUUCAGCACAAGCUAUACAAGAAAAAAGGUUAAACUUAAGUUUUCACAACAUUUAAAAAAAAAAAGGAGUUACUCAUUAGUACUAGCAUAGAAUUUAUUUGUAUUUCAGAAGUACAAU